Equus quagga is the source of this 2683-nucleotide messenger RNA. RefSeq names its product DNA polymerase delta 3, accessory subunit (gene POLD3). The record is from RefSeq and is a predicted model, not a curated record. Gene Ontology annotation, biological process: DNA synthesis involved in UV-damage excision repair; nucleotide-excision repair, DNA gap filling; DNA replication. Gene Ontology annotation, molecular function: DNA-directed DNA polymerase activity. The transcript is spliced from 12 exons. The coding region runs from base 151 to 1548 and encodes 465 amino acids. Gene Ontology annotation, cellular component: delta DNA polymerase complex; nucleus. NCBI's taxonomy places the organism in Eukaryota, Metazoa, Chordata, Mammalia, Perissodactyla, Equidae.
CCCCCGGACGGCCGCCGUAGCGCGUCGCCUCCGUUGCCGUGGGAAACGACCCGGGACCUGGGUGGGAGAAAAGACGUUUCCCGCCGGCGGGAGCUGCGGUUGUGGCGGCAAGGAGAGCUCCGAGGCGGCGGGGACCGGCGCCGCAGCACCAUGGCGGACCAGCUUUAUCUGGAAAAUAUAGACGAGUUCGUCACGGACCAGAACAAGAUCGUGACAUACAAAUGGCUGAGCUAUACGCUAGGGGUUCAUGUUAACCAGGCCAAACAGAUGCUGUAUGAUUAUGUUGAAAGGAAGCGAAAGGAAAAUUCUGGAGCCCAACUUCAUGUCACCUAUUUAGUGUCCGGCAGUCUCAUUCAGAAUGGACAUUCUUGCCACAAGGUUGCAGUAGUGAGAGAAGAUAAAUUGGAAGCAGUGAAGUCCAAGCUAGCUGUGACUGCCAGCAUCCAUGUGUACAGCAUCCAGAAAGCCAUGCUAAAGGACAGUGGGCCUCUGUUCAAUACCGACUAUGACAUCCUUAAAAGCAACUUGCAGAACUGCAGCAAGUUUAGUGCCAUACAGUGUGCAGCUGCAGUCCCUAGAACUCCUGCUGAAUCCUCAUCUUCUGAAAAGUUCGAGCAGACAAAUCUUCAGAUGUCAAGUGAGACACAAGCCAGUAACGAAUUGACCGCCAAUGGUCAUGGCCCACCUACCUCCAAACAGACUUCCCAGCAGCCCAAAGGGAUUAUGGGAAUGUUUGCCUCUAAAGCUGCUUCAAAAAUCCAAGAUGCCAACAAGGAAACCAAAACAGAGGCUAAAGAGGUUACAAAUGCAUCUUCGGCAGGCAACAAGGCACCAGGGAAAGGGAAUGCAAUGAGCAAUUUUUUUGGAAAAGCUGCUAUGAAUAAACUUAAAGUCAAUUUGGAUUCAGAGCAAGCAGUGAAAGAAGAAAAAAUAGUGGAGCAACCUCCAGUGUCUGUCACUGAACCAAAGCUGGCAGCCCCUGCAGGCCUCAAGAAAUCCACCAAGAAAGCAGAGCCUGUUAAGAUGCAACAGAAGGAAAAAAAAAGGGGGAAGCGAGUGGAGUUAUCUGAUGAUGAGACAAAAGAAACUGAAAACAUGAAGAAAAAGAGGAGAAGAAUCAAACUUCCUGAGUCUGAUAGCAGUGAGGAUGAAGUUGUACCAGACUCUCCUGGCGCUUAUGAAGCUGAGUCACCAUCCCCACCUCCUCCUCCUUCUCCAUCUCCGGAACCAGUGCUGAAGACUGAGCCAGAGCCUUCUUCCAUCAAGAGCUCAAAUGGAGAAAACAAAAGAAAACGAAAGCGCGUGCUGAAAUCUAAAACCUUUGUGGAUGAGGAUGGCAGCAUAGUGACUGAAAAAGUCUAUGAGAGUGAAUCCUGCACAGAUAGUGAAGAGGAGCUUAAGAUGAAGACAUCCUCUGUACACAGACCCCCAGCCACAACUGUGAAAAAAGAACCCAAGGAGGAACGAAAGGGCGCUAAGAAAGGGACUGCUGCUCUUGGCAAGGCCAACAGACAAGCAUCCAUUACUGGCUUCUUCCAGAAGAAGUGACUUGCUGUCUCUGUUGGGUCAGAGACGUGGAGUGGUCAAGGGAGAAGACCAAGACAUACGGACUCUCACUUACUGUGUAAGUUCAUCCAGUGCCUCACCUUGCCUGUGUCAAAAGACCGUUCUUCCAUCCUGUAAGGUUUAUACUGCUUCUGGUUUUAACCAAAAGGAAAUCACCUGGAAGCAAGAGGCAAAAGAAUAUUUAAAAAGCUGUUAACUUCUAAUGACAUUUUUUAAGCACAAUCUUUGACCUGUCCAGGAGAAGAAUUUACUCCAAAAAUAAAUUGGAACAGGUUUCAGAGUUAUCACUGAAGCCGUUUAGUGGCUAAUCCACUGCACCCUACCGGCCCUAUGCCCUGAUCUGUUAUGGCUCAGGAAGUCUUCCUCCUUGUUCCUUUGUAUUCUGUGGACUUGUGUGGGUAUUCUUUUAUCCCUGAAUUUUACUGGAUGUGUUUGCCACUCUCCCUAUCAUCUCUUCCCCGCUACCACACUUCUGUGUGAAGCCAUUUUCCGUAAGUCUUUUAAAUCUUGGUUGGACUAAAGGCUGAAACAAAAAUCUCCCUGUAAUCCUCUUUUCCUCCAUUAUGAAGUACACUGACACCAGGCUACAGUGUUCUACCCCUUUCACAAAAGCUCUCUCACUAGACCUUCAUUCACAAUUAGUGGUUAGGGAAAAGCCUCAGGCAGAGCACAAAUAGAAAUGUAAUGAUGUAUUCAUCUCCACCAGAAAUUAUUUAGAGUCAGCAUUGAUGAUAUUAGAGGACUUGUCGUGUUGCUGACACAGGGCAUGCUUUAUACUGCUCUUCAUGAUUUUGUCUCCUUCCUUGUCUCCCUUUCCCACUCUCAGUAUCUAGAGAGUGAAACUCAUACAGUGAAAUGAAGGCUAAAAAGAAAUCCCUUCCUAUAUCCAGUGUACCACAGUUAAGUAAAAUUUCUGCUUCUCAAGGAACCGGAACGUUCAGAAACAACAAUUUUCCAGGAAGGUAAUAGGAAGAGAUAAAGCACACCUUUACAUACAGAUGUUCCUCCUCUGUAUUUUUAACUCUCUCAUUUGCCUAGAAGUACAGACUGUCCAAGAAGAGAUGCAGAGACUGAGUUGUUGGUAAUCUAAACGCAAAUAAAACAUUUUCAUUUGUUA